AUAAGACAAUACCGACGUUUGGAUGAUGGUUCCUUAAACGUGGUUGCUCGUGGUCAGCAGCGAUUCCGCAUGAGGCGCUCUUGGAUAGAUGUGGAAGGAGUGCCAUGUGCUGAAGUCCAGAUUGUUAAGGAAGAUAUCCCUCUAAGAACACCAAAGGAUGCUUUUGCAGAGUUGGCUGCUGUAACUGACUUUAGAAAACGCCACUACCCCUCUGCAAAGGUGUCAGGCUUUUCUCCUUUGCAGCUACAUAAUAAAAUGCUAACUGAUAAUGACUGGGAAUGCAUGUCCGGUACAAGCAACGGUAGUGAUCAUUCAGAUAUCGACUUGAAAUUUUGUUUGUCAGGAUAUGAUUCCUUUGGUGGAUAUGAGAGAAUUCAAGAAUGUUCAAGCAGUGAUGAAGAAGAGUUUGCAAACAGACCUGGGAAGCUAAAAGGAAAAUCUCAUACCAGCAAAUCACAUGGGUUAGACCGGAAUUACAAGUCUGGCUAUGUGUGCGAGCAUCAUAGGCCUGAUUUGGAUUUGGUGAAAGAGUCGACACCAGAGAAAAAAUCUAGUGGAGUAAAAUGUGGAGCUACUGAUAGUUUAAGACGGAUUCCAAAGGCCUCCUUGUCUUUCUGGCCUGGGUGGAUCUACCAAAUGCAUGAUUCUUAUGCUCUUGCUCGAAGGGCAGCAGAAUUGUGGAAGAAGAUAGUUGGAACUCCAAAACUGGAUGAUUACAUCAGGAAGCCAGAUAUUCUGUCAUUUCAUAUUGGCAGCAAACUUCCUGUCUCUGAAUCUACUAGGCAAGAACUCUUAGAGAUUGAUGGGAUAUCAUAUAGACUGCGCAGGGAGAUUCAGUUGCUUGAGUCCUUUAAUCACAUACGCUGCAAAAGCUGUCGGACUUUAAUUGCAAAUCGGAGUGAUAUGGUUGUAAUGUCUAGUGAUGGGCCCCUCAAUGCUUAUGUCAACCCGCAUGGCUAUGUGCAUGAAAUCAUAACUGUAUACAAUGCCACUGGGCUUGCUCUCAUUGGUUCACCUGACAAGGAGCAUAGCUGGUUUCCUGGAUAUGCUUGGACUAUAACCAAUUGUGCUCACUGUGAAAAGAACAUGGGCUGGCUGUUCACCGCAACUAAGAAGAAACUGCUUCCCAAAUCCUUUUGGGGGAUCCGUAGUUCUCAAGUUGUUGAUGAUACCAUGCUAGACUAAAGCUAAGAAGAGAAAAUAUGAGUAGCAUUGCUGGUUGCAGCUGGUGAAGAUAAGGUAUUACUGUUGAUAUUACUUGAUUGUUGUACUGUGAUGACCCAAGAAUUUGUGGGAUGGUCCUUUUGAUUAGCUGCUUUGUAAUGGCAACUCGUGAGUGGAGGGGUUAAAUGCUUAGUGGAUCCUAGUUCUCCUAGGCAGCCUAGGAAGAUGACGUAGUUCGGAUUUUUUUUUUUUGUUGAAUUUGAAUCCAUUUUAGUAGUUGUUGAAAAAAUGUACAGUUGCUUUUCUCUAUGGAUCAAUCAUGUUAUCAUUAAUUAUGUCAAAAUUGAUAGGGCUGAGUUUGUUAGGGAUCUUUCAUAUCCCUUUUGUCAUAA
This is a messenger RNA of Dendrobium catenatum, 1556 nucleotides long. RefSeq lists its product as uncharacterized. The record is from RefSeq and is a predicted model, not a curated record. Gene Ontology annotation, cellular component: Cul4A-RING E3 ubiquitin ligase complex. Lineage: Eukaryota; Viridiplantae; Streptophyta; Magnoliopsida; Asparagales; Orchidaceae. Gene Ontology annotation, biological process: protein ubiquitination.